This is a messenger RNA of Caenorhabditis sp. 36 PRJEB53466, 808 nucleotides long. Lineage: Eukaryota; Metazoa; Nematoda; Chromadorea; Rhabditida; Rhabditidae. The record is from the annotation of a GenBank genome assembly.
AUGAGACUUCUCAUCAUCUUGUUCCUCGGCGUUUCCCCGAUUUUUCUAGAAUUCGUAUCGGCACGCGCUGCUCCACGUGCGGCCACAGAUGUGCUCCGCGAGCAACUAAGCCAUCUGCAACAAGUGAUCGACUCGGGCAACAUUGCACAACUUUCGAGGAUCGUCCAUUUGGGAUCACGUUAGUUUGUCUAAGGCAUAGUCAUACUUUAAACAGCUAUAGUAGCCUUAGAAAUAGUUGUAUCGAAAAAAUGUCAACUACAAAAAUGAAGGCCAUGUUUUUUACUGUACUUUUGUAGUUGACACUUUUUUUCUACGCCCACUCCCUGAAGUACGGUAGCUCUCCAAAGUUAGGCGUGCCCAAAAGCCCGGACAAACUUUAAACAGCUACAGUAGCUUUAGAAAUAGUUGUAUCAAAAAAAUGUCAACUACAAAAAUAAAGGCCAUGUCUUUUACUGUACUUUUGUAGUUGACACUUUUCCGCUACACCCCCUCACUCGAGUAUUGUCGGUCUCAGAAGCUAGCUAGAAGCAAACGCUCUCAAUUUUUCAGACGCAAACGAGCAAAUGUUUCUGAACAUUUACCGAAACGUUCAAAUGCACGUUUUAUCGGCCCGUUACACAUCCUCUCAAAACAUUGACGCAACUGUGCAGAUUUCUAUCCAUGGUGAAGCCGGAACUGUGGCUCACGUUCGAUUGCACAAGGUUAGCGGCGUCUCGACUCUUUUUCCCCCGAAAAAAUGUUUUUUGAGACGCGCUACUCGCUCGCCGGAUGGUUUUUCGACGUUUUUCAAUCGAAUGGACACAAAUGA